AUGACCUCCCGGCCCCCCUUGGGCGUCCAACAGCGACCGCCACAGCACAAGCUGAGCGGGCCGACCCUGUCGCAACGCCCGGCCACCGCCCACCAGCGUGCUCUCUCCCACCAGCAGUAUCCUCCCCCGUCCCCCGUGCGCAAGGACGCUGCAUUCUACGACUUCAACGCGGUCGACCCCAGCGAUGGCGCCCCAGUUCGUCCUGCCGCCCAGCGCCGGGCCGGGUCCCGGCUCAAGUUGGAGCUCUCACACGACUCGACCGAUUCGAUUUCGCAUGCCCCUAUUAGCGAAUCCCCGAGCGCCGUCGAGUCCUCCAAGCCCUUCACGCCGUCCCGCAUUAUGCCCCCAACCGACUCUUCCGACCUGGGCGAUAUGAGCCCCCAUCUCUCGACCCAUCCGCCGAGCGCCGAGAUCGACACGCCUCUGCCCAUGCCUCACCGUCCGCCACCCUUUGUCGCUAGUCUACCGCGCCGUGAGAUGCCACCACCAACAAUAUCAAACCCAAUCAAGAAGGAUACCCGUCCGAAGCCCUUCACCAUAGAGCCGCCAGCCGCUGCCCCACGGUACUCGACACUCGCAGGUCCUCAGCCGAGAACAGGCGGCUUGACUGCCCCGAUGAAGACCGGAUACGCGGACUUUUUCCCUUGGACGGGGAAUCACCCAGAAGAUCAGUUCUCCGAGAAUGUUAUCCGGCAUGGAUACUACGACAAGGGCCCAUUCUCUACGGUUGAGACACAGUCCGCCAAGGGCAUAUUGUUCCCGGCCCUAAAGCACAAAACUGGGCUCACUGCCCUCUCUUCUGUCUUUACGGCCGUGUUGGGCCAGAGGAGGCACAGCGGCCGGAUAACGGCGCCGUCCACGUUCAAGCCCCCUCCUCGAGUUACCCUCACCGACACCAAACGGGAGGCAUGGUUAAGGGACCUCGCGAACCCCGCCAUUCCGCUUCGAAAGCUCAGCAGGACGAUCCCUCACGGCAUCCGCGGCAAGGUGCUUCUUGAGCAAUGCCUGAACAAGAACGUUCCAACCGACCGCGCCGUCUGGUUGAUAAAGUGUGUGGGUGCAAAUGAGAUUCGAGCAACCAAGAGGAAAGGCGUGAGCACCUUAGUCAUGGGCGGAGAGACCAGGUGGAUCAAGGACUGGACUGUUUCGGUUGAGCAGUUCAUCGAGCAUGUUUUCUUCUCCUUCGACGAGGAUGGGUGGAAAUCCAAGGUGCACUACACUACCCGACUGGCAGCACAUUUGUACGCGGAGCACUUGCUUGAUUGCGAGCAUUACUCGGAAUGGCUCGUAUCAAGUCUCGAAAACAGCUCCGAGGCCAGGCUCCCCAUGUGGAUGCUCAUCACCCAGUUGUACUGGAAAGAUCUUCUGAAGCUGAGGAAGUACGGCCGCAGGUUGGUCACGGCUCUCAUGACACACCACCACUUAAUAUAUAAUCACCCCGACAAAGACAUCCUCCAACCGCUCCUCGACAACUUGGCGCAGUGUUUAAACGCAUUAAUACUCAGGAGUCCAGAAAACUUUGUGUGUCCUUCAUCCUGGUCAAAGUACCGCGAUGCUCUGAAAGCUUGCCUUCCCGCUGGGGACGAGGCACGACAGAACUCGUAUGGAGCUAUCAAUGGUCGGAACGAGCAGCUUGCCGCGGCUGCCAACAGGUCGCAACCCGCCGCUCGACAUAUCCUGGUGCGAAUGCUGGACGCAACACUCCAAGCACCCAUGCCAGCCGAGCUACCCGCCCAGUGUUGGGACAUUUCCAAGGACAAGGAGGCCUUGGCCAGGGCUCUUCUGGAAUGGUGCACCUCCCUCUACCGCCCUGGGCUGGCCAAAGUCUACGUCACGAGCCGGAUUCUACGACACUGGAGCACGUUGGGCCUGGAUCCUACCGUGGCAGUGCUGGAUUUUCUCGAGACCGAUGCUUGCGAGGACGAGCCGCGCAAGGCUACACUCUAUCACGUCGUGUGUGAGCUUGUCCGCUCAGACAUCUUUUCAGUGCCGCGUUUGAUUAAGUGGCUCAUUGCCCGCGGAGGGGUAAGGAGCCCUGAGGAUGUGUCACCGACGGCUCCGGGGCGGACUCGUCUCCUUGCUGAAAUUCCUGCUUCCGCCCUCGCUCCGCCUCAGCGGGAUCUCAGAAACGCUGUCCUCCGGCGCGCUUCUUUCAGUGUGGUUGACGAGGCACAGGAUGUCGAAUUGGCGAUACGACACCUGAAGCACACAUUGAACCUGCCCAUGGAUGCUGGGGACCCGCUGCUGGAGCAGACACCGCUCUCGCUCAAGAAGCUUACUAGGAAGAUAUCGUCUGCGAGUCGAGCGCUCAAGGCCGAGCUUGGCUGCUGGCUUCGGGCCAGCUUCGCCGCACAUGCCAAGGAGAACGAGGAAGGCGGUCAGACUUCGGAUAUCUCGCCUACCAUCUUCUACGCAGUUCGAUCUGUGCUCGAGGCUGCUGAAGAUUUUUUGAUGCUUGGAGACAUCAUGAAGAUGCUCACCAAGAACUCGAGUCUCGAGAUCCUGGCGGCCAUUUCCGAUACCGUCAGCCGGCACUUUUUCAUCUUCUCCGCCUUGGGCGACACCUUGACGCUGUUUCGAACUCUUCAUCAGCGGCUCAAGGCCGCCGUCCGAGAGCAAGGGUUUGCAUUACGGCCGCUUCUGGCUUCGCUCGUCGCCCUCGUCCCAAGAAUACCCGGAAUGGAGGACAUUGCCUCGCAGUUGAAGAAGGAUCUGGCGCUGAACGACCGCCAAAAUCCCGUAGACGCGUGUUCGCCCGUGUCCGACAACAUGGUUGCCCGGCUGCAGGAUGACGCCGGUGAGCUGCACGAGGAGAUUGAGAAAAUACUGGCCGGGGGUUCGAGUCUCGACCGAAACACGAUGGAGCGACUGUUCCAGACUAUCGUGCAGCGCCUGCAGUUCAGUUGGGACAGAGCAACGGACAAGCAGCGGGCUUACGGCACCUUGCUGGGCCGGCUGCGACUCUUCAACACCCAGCACUUUGACGGACUCAUGGUCAAAUGGCUGCUGUUCGUUCGCACGCUCGGGAACCGCCCGUCCAUCCUGAGGAUCUUUCCGUUGCUCGUCUCGGUGGGGUGCCUCGACCUGUGCGCCAUCCUUGCAACCGCCUCGGAGUUGUCCGCCGGGCAGGGCGCGGUUACAGCGCGGGCACCCAGUGCGGGUACCCCGCCUCAUGUCGUCCAAAUAACGUAUCGAACGAGGUACAUGCAGGAGGUGCUUCAAUUGCUCACUGCACCCAUUCGGCAGGACGACCUGCUGACGGUCGAUGAAGCAUACCGCUUCGCCAUCCUUCAGGAUCAGGCGAUUCGUGAGUGCCCGAAGGAGGUCCUCGGCCUCAUUUUCCUGGCGUCUGCCGAGUACUCGUACGCAAAGGGGCAGAACGAUGACGAGGCGCUGCCUCUAGAAAGCGAGUGUGUCCGAGCGAGCCUCAUCGGAUUGCUCAAGCGCCUCGUGUUGAGGGACGCCGGGGGGGUUGCGCGGGCGUUAAGUGUCAAGAACUCGAAUCCGCACAUGAGCGGUUUGAUCGACAGCUUGACGACGGAUUUGCUGAUUCCCACCGGGGACAGCCGGAAACAAGUUACCUUUGAGCAGGUUUUGGAGCUCACCAACGAGUUUACUCUCCCAUUCUGCCAGGUGAAGCUAGCCCUGAGUCUGAGCUCCAACGAGCAGGCCAUCCACGAAACCGCGGAUCGACAGCAGUCGCACGUCGAUCUCUUCGCCAACGCUAUGGACAAGGCCAUUAGCGCGGGCAACAUCACCUGGGUCGGCAUGUUGAGCUGUCUCAGCCCAGAGAUCACCCAGCAUCUCAAGCUCCGCGCCCAGAGCCGCUUCUUGGAGCUCUUACCCUCCCUCCGCAGCCCACCAACUCCGAACACCGUUCUCCCGCAGACGCUCCAAAUGGCAGAAAACUUGCUGUCCGUCAUCGACGCCAUCAUGCGCAGCAGCCCAGCCGGAGCGCGGCAGCCCCAACUGCCCCCGGCAGUCGUAGACAAGCUCGUCGACCUAUGGGAACUCCUCGCCUCCCCCGACGAGCCAGCAUCAAUACCCACGAUCACCGACUCAUCCUCAACCGAUCCCAAACUCGCCGUCCUCACCCACUGGCUCCCGCUCACUCUCAAUUUCAUCACCCUCCACGCCCACCAGCAACAGCUACAGCUGCAGCAGCAACAGCACGUCCUCGACAACCCCUCCUCCUCCUCCUCCUCCUCCACCACCACCACCAAUAAACCCCCCGCCACCGCCGCAGACGUCCGCGCCAGGAUCCUGGUCACCUGCGCGGGUCUCAUGCAGGAGCUCGACCACUCGUCCGCGCACCCCCUGCACCAACACCUGAACCGUGGUACCGGUACUGGUACCGGUACAGGCACGGGGUGGUUUGAUACCCGGCCGCUGGGGCGCAGGUUAUUUGACCUGUCAUGUUUGCUGGUGGAUAACCUCAGCGAGGAGGCCAGGGCGAUGUGUGUGCGGGCGGUGAGGGAUUGUGCGGGCGGGGAUGCGAGGUUGAGGUAUUUGUUUAGUUUUUCGGGGGCUGGGUCUGGGUCGUCUGCUGCUGGGUCUGAAGGGGCGGAGGAGGGGGGGACGCUAUUUCUUGCGCAUCGUGAGAAAGGAUUGGUUGGUAAUGGUGGUGUUGGUGGAGUGGGGGGGAAUGGGAGGGGUGCAAAUGCUGCUGGCGGUGGUGGUGGUGGUAAUGGUGGAGGUGGGAAUACCAUGUUUAGUGGCCUGUUGGGCACGCCGGCUGCGCUGUGGGGGUUUGAUCGCGGCCAGGGCGGCGAGAGGCUCAGUGUGUUUCAGUAUCGGAGGUGGGAGGCGCUGAGCGAGCCGACGCCGAAUGUGGGGGAGAAUGAUACGGCUUUGAGUCUGGCGCUCUUUGAGGCGAGGAAGGUGCAGUGA
This is a messenger RNA of Parathielavia appendiculata, 4890 nucleotides long. RefSeq lists its product as uncharacterized. Gene Ontology annotation, biological process: regulation of transcription by RNA polymerase II. Gene Ontology annotation, molecular function: transcription coregulator activity. The coding region runs from base 1 to 4890 and encodes 1629 amino acids. Gene Ontology annotation, cellular component: mediator complex. Lineage: Eukaryota; Fungi; Ascomycota; Sordariomycetes; Sordariales; Chaetomiaceae. The record is from RefSeq and is a predicted model, not a curated record. The transcript has 3 exons.